CUCUGCGGCGAGUGAUUAUGGCCUCCUGCGCCCGGCUCACUUUGGCCCACUGGACCGCCGCGGCCACCUUUCUGGUCGCCGCCACCUACCUUGCAGGAAUCCCAUUAUGCAGUGGACAAUUUGAGGCGCAGCGGCAACUGCGGCAAGUUUUACCCGGCGACAUGUUCCUCCAGGACAGAGACAACAAGACGGACAUCUCGUCCAAGGCUGGCUGUCUGAAGAAGAACGAAAAGCUGCAGUGUCCUGACCCUGACAUUCGGUUUUAUCUCUACGUCGGAACCUCAGGAGAGGCCGACGAAAUCAACACGACCGACCCUGAGUGGUUUGCGCAGAGCCAAUUCAACCCUGACGCACCCACGGUGAUGCUCAUGCAAGGAGGUGGCGACUCGAUACCAAUAAUCGUUUUAAAAAAUGCCUACAUCAAAAGAGGAAUCUACAACCUAAUCAGCGUGGAUUACGGCCCAUUGGUGACGGAUCCGUGUUAUGUGCAAGCGGUGAACAACCUGAAGCCGGCGGCCAAAUGUAUCAGCCACAUGAUCUCCUAUUUCCAACUGAACAAAGAAAAAUUUACUUGCGUGGGAUUCAGUUUAGGCGCCCAUGUUUGUGGACUGAUCGACAAUUACGUAACUGAAAAACUAAGGAGAAUCAUUGCUCUGGACCCUGCUCGUCCUUUGCUGUCCAACCGUCGGGACAACGAGAAGCUGGACCCAAAGGACGCUCAGCAGGUGGUGGUGGUUCACUCCAACACCGGUUUCUACGGACAGACAGGCUCGACGGGCACCAUCGACUUCUGCGUCAACAACGGCGCGCAGCCCUUCUGCAAAUAUACCAAAGAUGAACAACUUUGCAGUCACCUGCACUCCAUUUGCUACAUGGCGCAGAGUUUGUGGCAAGAAAAGGCUCAAAUGGGCGAGCCCUGCCCUAGCCGGUGCCCCCAGAACAACUUCUUCGAUCGCAGAGGCAUCCCUGUCCUAAUGGGCGAAUACACACCCUCAUAUGCCACUGGAAGUUUCUGCGUGAAAAAUGAAUUUCCUCCCUAUUGCUUGGGCGCUGAUGAAACUGAUCCUACGUUUGGGGAUGAAUGGUGCUGUCCCGUAAAUAAAACAAGAAAACCGGAUCGGACAAAUUCUAAGCUAAAGAUGAACGCAACAAAGAUGGAAGAUGUGGAACUGAUUUGAAGACGAUUAUCUUUACUGAAAAAAGGUUUUUCACCUUUAUUUGCUUGUCUAAUUAAGAAAACAUAAUUUAUUUUUUACCUGUGAGGAUUUUUGUUACAUAAAAAGUUGACCAGAAAAUUAUUUGAACGGAAUAUAAGUUUGACCCCGAAAGUGAGAGUGUUUGGUGUUUUUAUAUUUACAUUUUCGCCACAGCCAAGAACUAUAUUGGUGCAAUCUGCGCUCCAAAUUAAAUUACCACUAAUCUUGAUAAAUGUUCCGCAAACUGAAACUUAACUCAACACCACGCCGGUUUUGACAAAUAAACACGCCAAUCUUGAUAGGAAUAUUAUCAAGAUUUGCCCGUAAUUUUUUUCAAAUAAAAUAGUUUUCAAUCUGAAAGUCGAGAUGGUCUUUAGUUUGAAUCAAGUUGCACAACGUAACAGCUUUAGACGAGUGGCAUAAUUAGCUGAAAAUAACUGGUGUUAACCGCGACGGUGUCGUCACUACCUGAUUAUUUGCAAUUUAAACCUGUGCAAUGCGCAAUGCGAGAGCGCGAUGAGUGGGCGAAAUGAGAUGCUUUUUGCUUUAAAGGUCUGGUACACUUUCAAUUUCAUUUAUAAAUAAAUUUACUUAAGUAGCCUUCCCUGUUUUGCAAAUGAGGUACAUAAUUGCAGGUUUUAAAUGGCAGAUUUUCAAUGAAAUUUUUAUUUAAAAAAUUAAGAAUGCGGUUAAAUUUAGCACUUAAAAUCAGGAAGGUGAAAACACUGCUCAUUUUUUCUUAAAGGUUUUGUAAACAUUUUGCAAAGAUUAACGACGACGCUUGAAGAUUUACAAUAUGCAUAAAAUAUGGUUCAAAUUGAUAAUGAAAAAUGAAAAUAAUAGAUUAAACUGAUUUGAAUUGGAAUUAAUUUUAUUGUAAUAAAAUGUGAAUUAUGGGUCAUAUUUUUUAACGUUAAUUUUGAAAAAUGAUAAAAAUUAAAUGAAAAAAAUAUGUUACUAUUCCAAAUUGG
Neocloeon triangulifer is the source of this 2167-nucleotide messenger RNA. RefSeq names its product phospholipase A1-like. Bases 18 to 1178 code for a protein of 386 amino acids. Gene Ontology annotation, molecular function: lipase activity. The record is from RefSeq and is a predicted model, not a curated record. Lineage: Eukaryota; Metazoa; Arthropoda; Insecta; Ephemeroptera; Baetidae. The transcript is spliced from 7 exons.